UGACGUGGCUGGAGUUCUCACACUUUCCAGAUGAGGAAACAGGCUCGGGGAGGCCAGGCCACAGGCCCAAGCUCACACCUAGAGUGCGAGUUGGAGCUGGGUUUGUUCUAGAAUCACAAGACCUUGGAGGUUGGAGUGGCAUUGGUACCAGUUGACUCGAGUCAGAUGUCCAGGGUCGGAGGCCAGUGGUGCUGGAGAGAAAUGGGGUGAGGGGAGUAUGGCCCGCUGACACUGUCCUCGACCCUGGCAGGAGGGGCCCUCCACGUUUGCCCCCCGGAGAUCAUCCCCCAGAGAGUGCAGGAGAAGCAGCAGCAGCAGCAGCAGCAGCAGCAGCAGCAGGGUGUCGUCCCCUAUCUUGGCACUUUCCUCGGUGACCUGCUGAUGCUGCACCUGGCGAUGGGUGAUUAUCUCGAGGGGAGUGAGACCAACCUUCAGAAAAGGACUGAGGAAUACCGAGUCAUGAGGGAGAUCCUGCUGCUCCAGGUGGCUGCAAAGAAUUACAACCUAGAGCCCGAGGAGCAAUUUGGGGCCUGGUUCCAGGACAUGGAACUGCUCAAUGAGAAUGAUAGGCGAAGAUUUGUGAUGCAGCUUUUAAGGCUACAUCUGGGCCUCCUUCCGUCAUGUCUAUGCUGCCUACACACUAGGCUCUCCAGCAUCCCUGCACGUACUUAUGUAAUGCUGUUUCAGGAGGAAAUGUCCUGGAGGCCCCAGCCUCUGUCAGCUCAUGCUGAGCAGAAUGUAACUGUAAACUGCCAAGGAAAUAUUCUCAUCCCUUCCCGACCCAAGACAAAGUCACACCACCGUCUCCAGCGUGCGUUAUAUCCUGUGUAAGCUCGAUGGCCCACUCAGUGGAAACAUGCUCAACUUCGACAGGAGCUGUGUCAAGAGUUAGAUCUCUGCGAUUCCAUCCCAGGUCCUUCGUGGACUG
Molecule: messenger RNA, 928 nt
Organism: Diceros bicornis minor
Lineage: Eukaryota; Metazoa; Chordata; Mammalia; Perissodactyla; Rhinocerotidae
Product: ral-GDS-related protein-like
Exons: 6
Coding region: 382-831 (149 amino acids)
Biological process (GO): positive regulation of GTPase activity; Ras protein signal transduction
Cellular component (GO): plasma membrane
Molecular function (GO): guanyl-nucleotide exchange factor activity
Source: RefSeq, a predicted model, not a curated record